Molecule: messenger RNA, 2799 nt
Organism: Anopheles marshallii
Lineage: Eukaryota; Metazoa; Arthropoda; Insecta; Diptera; Culicidae
Gene: BOD1
Product: biorientation of chromosomes in cell division protein 1-like 1
Exons: 3
Coding region: 1-2799 (932 amino acids)
Source: RefSeq, a predicted model, not a curated record
AUGAUAGACGAUCCGCAUUUCAUCGACGCCAUGGUGCAGGAGCUGAAGUCUCAAGGCCUUUUCGAUCAGUUCCGGAAGGAGUGUUUGGCCGACGUGGAUACGAAACCUGCUUAUCAAAACUUACGCCAACGCGUGGAAGGUACGGUGAAUAAAUUUCUAGGUCAGCAAGAAUGGUCCGAUAACAUACGAUACAAAAAUCAGCUGCGAGAUCAGCUGCGGAAAAACAUCAUCGAAUCUGGAUUUCUCGAUGCCGGUGUAGAACGGAUAGUGGAUCAGGUGGUGAACCCUAAGAUAGCCACCAUAUUCCAGCCGAAGGUGGAAGAAAUUGUCUACAACUAUCUUGGAAUUGAAAAACCAAAAUCAUCCUUCAACGGGAAUGAGCAUGCAUCCAUAUGUGCAGAAUCAUUGCUAGAAGACUUGGAAGCGGUGAGUCCAGAUUCAGACAAAAAGUCUGAAGGUUGCCUGACUCCUUCGCCGCCACCGCCAGAACAGCUUCCACAACCACCAGAACCCAUGGAAGAACCGGUUGAACAUGUCGUGGAAAACAUGGACAUCGAUGACGAUGAUGAGGUGCUGGAUGAAUCGAAAGAGCAAGACGACUUUGAAUCCCCCGCAUUUGAACCGCUGGAAGUGCGAUCGCCCAGCAAAACAAAGGACGAAAUGAACGAUUCCAACUCCUCCGCCAUUAGCGGACUUACGUCUCAGGAGUCGGUGAAAAGUGACGAUCGUGCGGAUAGUCCUGCACGCGGUACUCCUAGCAAGGAAUCGACCGAUGUGCCGGCAUGCGACGAACAGGAGUAUCCGACGACGAAAGACUCAGAGUUCAGUCAGGAAAUUGGGCCAGCAAAUGAUUCUCAGCUGUCACAGGUGUCUAGCAACAGUCAGCUGCUAACGGCAACUGCACCAUCGUCUAGUGAAGAGAUGCAACCUCCGGAAGAAAACGAACGGCUGGACAUUACCGAAGAGGCCCAAAUGCCUACACUGUUCAGCAGUUCAAUGGACAAAGUUUCCAGCUCCAACGAGGGCGAAAAUGAUAGGAGAUCGGGGGUCGGGAAGAAGAUUACGUUCGAUUUCAAGAAGGAUGAGUAUGAUUUCGUCGGCACUGGGCGUCCUUCAGCAACAAUUAUUUGUGGUGAUGAGAGUUUUGGCGAUGGUAACCGAUUGCGCGAUCAAGAAGAUGAUAGCACUCCAAUGGAGACCCCGAUGGAAACGCCGACAGAUACUUCGGAGAAACCCAAAGAUAAUAACGAACAGCCAAACCUUACGCUGCAAGAUGAGGAAACGUCCCAAUCGGAACAUUCGCUUAAAAUUUGUGAAGACACGUUCAGUGACGAUAAUACGAAGGAUUCACGCUCAGAAGAUGGCCCGGUAUCGGCACAAGAUAGUCCAUCGAAAGUCAAAGGACUGUCCGAUGCUAGCAGCUGCAGUGUGAAGAGUGAUGAGCAUGCUAAAAAUACUCCAUCAAACCAACCCCUUAUUGCAGAUGAAAAACCCACAGAAACGGAACAUAUAGGGGAUGACCAAAAACCGGAAGAGGAAGGCGAAGGAAAAAAAGACGAAGAAGAUGUUGAUGAACAGAAUGAUAAAACAAUAACGUCAAACAAAGAUGAUGAUCACUAUCAGGAACAUCACAAGCACCAAAACGACCGUCGAUCGAGUGAUCGCGAUUCAGAGGAUGGUAGCGAUAAGCACGGUUCUGGCGGAUCGGGUCCACCACCGGCGUGCGAAGAGAAUCGUAGUGCUGAAGAUAAAUUAUCCUCCUCGCAGGAAUCCAAUGAAAAAGUUCCUGAAAAAGAAAAAUCCCCCACAAAAGAUGCGACGGAUUCAGCGCAAUCGCCAACUGGCAAGGAGCUGGAUCGAAACUGUCGUUCGGUGACACCAACGGGUAGUGGCACGCCUAUCGAUUCAUCCUCUUCCGGCAUCCAAUCGGGCGACGAUUCGGAGAAAAGUCCCGAAACGUUGAAAUCAUACAACAGAUUGGAAUCGAUCGUACUACCAGUGCAACCGGUCGUGAUCGAUCAGAUGCUUACGAGUGCGGAUGAUUCGGAAAUUGAGCGGCUGUUAAGCGGUGAAACGCAAACGAACGAUGCUACCUUGGAAUCGCUGCAACGACAGUGGCAAUCAACGGAGGGAAAGAUACGGAAGCCAAUGUGUGCCUCAAACUUUUACGAAGCACGACGUCUAAUAAGGGUGCGCAAACAGAUCCAACGUCACCAACAGAAGUGUCGCGCACAGGCACUGGCAAUGGCGAAAAAGUACAUCAACGAGAACAAAGCCUUCGCCGGACGGGGCAUGGAAGAUCAGGGCAUCGAGCUAGAGUUUGUGUGCGACGGUAAACGGAAGUCACCCGGACCAUUGAUAUCGUCACCCGUUCCGAAGGUGGAACAACCAUCGGUGGAUAACGCACCGAAGUCACCGGUUAGCGAACCGGAGCUGCUGUACUUUCCCGAGGAGGAAGAAACUUACCGGAUCGAUGAGAAGCGGUUAAACUUUUUGCGGUCCAAAACGGAUGGUGUUACGUUCGGUAAGAACUUUAAGGUACAGCAUUACAGUACGAUGAUCUAUUCGCUUACCGCACCGCCGGUGUCUAUGACGAGAGUUUCCAAACGACCCACAACAAGUGCGUUCGGAAGCGCUAAAAUUAGACGUACCGAACCAAUCAACGGUAUAACGAAGAAGCUUGAUCUUAGCCCAGAAGGUGACAAAAGCGGUACCACUUUGGCUAUUCGGAAACAGCGCACCAUAAGGAAUCGAUUGGUUGAAAAAAGCACUCCACCAUCCGUGGGAACGGAUGCUUAG